Molecule: messenger RNA, 5896 nt
Organism: Lineus longissimus
Lineage: Eukaryota; Metazoa; Nemertea; Pilidiophora; Heteronemertea; Lineidae
Product: plexin domain-containing protein 2-like
Exons: 14
Coding region: 11-1960 (649 amino acids)
Source: RefSeq, a predicted model, not a curated record
UGGAAUCAACAUGGCUGCCGCAGGAGGAUUGAUUCAGGAAAUGACAAACGUUUCACUCAAAUACAUCAUUGUUCUGGUAUUACUCCAGUUCAUUAUUGCUGCUAACGGUCAUGUUGCAAUCGAAAAUGAUGAGGUCUAUCUUCAUCAGAUAGGGAAGAGAGAAGCCAAUAACAGCGGGGCCUAUGACACUGGUGGAGGUAAGACCACAUUACAGCCUACUCCAAAGUCAGCAGGUACUACAACUACUCCCAAACCCAAUCAAGUACCGGAAGUGACCACAAAACAGCCGGAACUGACGAGUACAACUGGACUGAAUAAAAAGACAACAACGACAACAACAACAACAGCACCAACAAUUGCGCCAAAGGGUGGGAUUAAAAAGACAACAACAGUGCCGAUUGCAACCACGCUGAAUGGUGCAACGACAGAGAAGACAGUUACAGCUACGCCACCCAGUACACUCACGCCAAAUCCCACAACCACAACGAAUGCUGCAGCGACACCAAAUGGUACAACCACUACCAUGAGUACAACAACAUUGAAUGCUGCAGCCAAACCGACGGGUACAAUUAGACCACCAGGUACAAGCACGUCUGUGCCCAAGGAUGAGGACAACAAGUACUACAGUCUGUUGGUACAAGACAAAAAAGAGGACUUUGACUUUGACAAGUACUGGGUUGACAUUGAGAAGGACCCCAAGUUCAACGAUACUUACAAACCUGCGCAAUAUAAGUCUCUCAUUCGCAGGAAGGCCAUGAACGUCUCACUGCCCUGGCCAAUGGUUUACUAUGGACACAAGGUCAAGAUGGUGACACUGGCUGCUGGAGGUUUUAUCCACACUAAUCCGUUCACCAAGCCGAGUCUGACAGUUGCCCAGAAUAUCGCCCCGCUUAUGUCGGACCUGUCCAGAUCCUCAACCGAUAACAUGAUAAGUGGGAUAUUCAUGGUGUAUAAUGAUGAUAUCACGGUGUUUGAAUGGAGAGAAAUGGAACAGUAUCAGCACAACAAUUCAGAUGGAAGUGUAGUCAACGACACUUUCACGUUCCAGCUGCACCUGCUGGUAAAUGGCAAAAUCCGCUUUUUAUACAAAUCACAUCCAACCCCUGUCGCUGACAUCUCAGAGGAGCUCCACGACGUCAAAGCCGGCAUUUCUGAUGGCUAUUUUGUCAAACCCAAAACCGGGCUAGAAGUAUUGGUACCUUACGGCAUGAUAGAUAUAUCAGAUCACCUGAAAAAUGGCGUUGUCAUUACAUUCACCCCCAAGCCAACUUGUAUUCAACAGAGCAGCUGUGAAAAGUGCAUAAAGGUACCAGAUUUCCACUGCACGUGGUGUGCUGACCUAAAACGAUGCUCAGAUGGGUACGACCCGUAUCGCCAGUCCUGGUUAGAUAACAAUUGUACAGAAACAGGUGCAUCCACAUGUAGUACAACUCCUGUUACCAAGACUACAAAGGAGCCAACAACAAAGCCUGGAGCAGCUACAACUGUAAAGCCACAAGUUAAGCCUACUAAACGUCCAAAGCCCACCAAGGUCCCGUGUGUUGACGAUGGUGCAUCCACAUGUAGUACAACUCCUGUUGACAAGACUACAAAGGAGCCAACAACAAAGCCUGGAUCAGCUACAACUGUAAAGCCACCAGUUAAGCCUACUAAACGUCCAAAGCCCACCAAGGUUCCGUGUGUUGAUGAUGGAACUGGCAAGUGUAAGCCCUCAAAGCACGCACCAGCCAAGGGUAAAGCUGGGACAAAUGUUGGUGCUAUUGUUGCUGUGAUCCUUCUUGUAUUCAUCAUCUUCGGGGCUGGAGGAUGGUUCUGGUAUGCUUACAAGAACCCAACAUCUUCAUCAGGAAUGUGCCUCAUGACGGCAAAGACGUCCUGUUGUAAGAAGGGCCGAAUAUCUCGCAGCAGUAAAGACUACCAAGCAUUCAUGGAAUCGGACACGGAAAGUCUACCACUGUAGGCUAGGAACGCAUGCGGCUGAAGUCCAAGCUUGCUGGACAACCUGGCCCCCGUUUUCUUGGGUGGGCUCUUCCGGGUCAUCAUUGGGAAGAGUCCACUCUGGGAAAUGGGGGUGAACAACAUGGCCUUACGACUGCUGCUGACAUUUGUCUGAUUUUUCUCCCGAGAUGACUCAGAAAUUGGAUAUGUGUGAGGGCAGAGUUUUACGUCCAGCGCUGCUUCUUUUUUAUACUUGUGUGUGGUUGGCCGAGUACUGUUGAUUAGGUGUCAAUGUGUGGUAUAUCUUUAUGUAGACCUCUGUGUUGCAAAUGGAAACGUCAGUUCUAACACAAUUCUCACCACUUUGAGAAAAAAUGCAAAAUAAAUCCUUAUGACUUCAAAAAGUUGAGGAGUCGGUCAUUAUUGUCUUACACCACAAAAAAAGGUGCACUCAACAGUAUGUUAUUUGACUCGAGGGAAGCUGUGUUAUUGAUCUGUUGGAAUAAGAAAAGCAGUGGCAUUCAGUUAGUUUUCAUACCCAUGUUUUCAUUUGCAACACGGACAUUUGUGGCACUUCCUGUGCGGACAUAAUCGCACAGCAUGAUCAACUUGGAGGAUCCUGGAGUGUUUGAGAUUCUGGAGUAAUUGAGAAUAGUAGUAAGUGUCUGUUCAUAGCAUAGUUCUGCAUAAAUUCUUAGAACUGUGUUGAUUUCUGACAACUUUAGUAGGUCAAUAUCAUUUUCUUUGAGCAGAUUUUGAAAUAACUUGAGCUUCUGUGUUGGAUAAAAUCUCGCUUGUGGCCAUAAUAAAAGUGUUUUUGUAGAAGCUAGGCUUCGGUUAGAAGUUUUUGCAUCGUGUGCUGUACGGUAAAUUUGAAAUAAUUCGAGAAGCAGAUUUUUGGCAAGUUGUAUAUUUUUGGCUUUUAGCUUUAGAAGUAAUGCUUUUAGCCAUUCUGAAAAUUUUUGAAUUAGCAGUAAAAUUGUUUGAAUUAGUUCUUUGCACUAGAAGUUAAAUAAGUUAACUGUGAUUGUAAAAAUUUAAAUAAUUUAUUCCAGAGAAGCAGUGGUGGCCUAAUUACAUGGGUUUGGGCAUGAGGUUAUUGAUUCAAACUCUUAUCAGUUUUCAUUAUCAUACAUAUAUUUAGAAACAAUUAACAAUCGGCAGAUUCACUUUAACCUGCACAUACAUAGGCCUAAACAUAGUUUGAAAGGCCUGGUUUUUCCUUCGAAAAAUGUUCAAUCCCAUUGAUUGAGCAAUCACUGCAAAUUCAAAUUUUAAAAGUGAUUAAUUUCUGUACUCAUUGUAGUAAUCAUUAGUGCACUUGUAAUGAAGAUUUCUUGCCAACUGUUCAUAGUUGUAAAGGCUGAAAUUUACAAGUUGAUUUUUUUCCAUACAUGCAUGCUUCUUUUUUAGUUUGCUCAGUAUGUUAUCCUAUAUUUUGUCCGUUUUUGUCCAGCUUUAAUUGUGCUGUGUUUUUAUGUAGAUCUCCAGUAUACAUUGUGAGCUUGACUCCAUAUAUUCAGCAUUUUCUCAAUCAUAUCUAUCGUUUUCUAUUAUCUAAGGCUGCAUGUAGGUCCUUAUCACUCUGUUUCCUGUUGACCUAUAUCUUUAUACACUUGUUUGCUUCUCAUUGACUUUUCUGUGUUCAAACUAUUAACAGCUGAACAUGAUUUUUCUUCCCUCCAUACAAUUCUGGUAUCUCUCUUGGCACAUUAUUAGCACUCUUUUUUGUUGCUGUUUCAUUUUGUAUCCCCUUUCUACGCUCUUACAUAUCAGGCUUAAACAGUCCCUGAUGUUUACAAACUGUAGAGGAACAGAUACGUUAUAGGUACAUUGCGACCCACCCCGGGCCUGUCCUUUGAUGCGGUGUUCGUGGUUGACCUGCAGGCAGGUGUGUGCUGACACUAAGUAUCGUUGGCAUCCUGUGUAUAGAUGUAGAUGUUACUAUAGGACAACCAAGGUUUCAGUCUUGAUUCAUAUUGGUGUACCAAUUACCGGCCUGAAUAGACUAACCUGAAUCCCUUGUGGGUGGUGAAAUUAAGGGGCAAAAGAAGAUAAACGACUGCCUUUGACUACAUUGAAAAUCCCUUGACAGAAUAUUCUGGCUAAUCUAUUAUGUGCGUAAGUGGUAUAUUAAUUUGAAUGACCACCUUGAGUAUGAACAUUGAUUUCACACAUUCAGGGUUGUUGAUUUCCUAUGUGCUAGAUGUAUAACUAAUAUCUGUGUUCCGUCCUUCAGGGAGGUUUAGAAAAAGACGAGUGACAUUUGCACCAUUAACAUAUCACUUGAUGUAGAAUGGUCAGGCUAUGGGAAAUGACCAGUCACCAUGUAGAAUGGUCAGGCUAUGGGAAAUGACCAGUCACCAUGUAGAAUGGUCAGGCUAUGGGAAAUGACCAGUCACCAUGUAGAAUGGUCAGGCUAUGGGAAAUGACCAGUCACCAUGUAGAAUGGUCAGGCUAUGGGAAAUGACCAGUCACCAUGAAAGGUUUUGUGACUGAAUGGCAAAAAUUUGUUAGAAUAUGAUAGUGUGGCCAAACAAAAAAAAAAUUGUCAGGAUUUCUAAACUUUUCUUUUGUCGUUUUUCGACUCUCAUUCGACAUAUCUCUAUAUUUGUAUCUUGUUGGCUUUUGAUGUCUGACCUAUUACUAGUUGUGAUCUACGUGUAUAUCAUAAAUAUCUCUGUACAAAUGUUGUUAGUCCACAAGUUGGUCCUGUAAACACGGAGACCUCAGGUUGGAGUCUUAUUAACCCUUUGAGCACACAUACGCACAUUUUCGUUACAAGUAUGACUUACAAAUUUCUAGCGUUGUGAUUUCAAAUGAUGAGUACUACUUGAUCCACAUGGUAAAUUAGUUUCAUAUUUUUUGGCAGAAAGGAAGGUAUCAUGGCAAAUUCAUGGCCAUUCGGUUUGAGUAGAUAUAAUCUUAAAGGCCUAUGCCUUGUAGAAAGUAGAACACCAUACCUGCUGUAGAACACCCGCUAAAACACUGAUGAUGUGAAUUCAAACGUUGUCAUGUUGUUUUGGUACAAAAAUUCUUUUUUAAAGGACAGAAACUAAAAAAAGUGUUGCUGAAAUUUGUAUAUACUGACUGUAGUGGAUCUAGAAUCUUGGUUGUAGAUGUAAUUCCAAGCCAUCCUUUUUGUAUUGCGUAAGUUGUAGUUUUGAAUUAGAUUGUGCUAUCUGAAGUGUGCUGAAUAGUUGGUGGCAAUAUAUAACAUGAAUGAUACUGAUUACGAAUCAGUCUUUCAUGCUUUCUCCUAGAUCUGCGAAUAAUGUGUUCAUGUUUUAAAAGCACAGGUGAUUUUGUGAGCUGCUUGAGAUUUAUUCUCCACCAAGUUUACCCUCUUCUGUUAUCAAAAAGGCCUGCCUCCACAUUCUUUAUAAUUAUUCAUGCAGCGUUUUUAAAGCAAAUUUACCAGCCAAUCGUUCAUGUCUCGAUUCAUGCAGCAUUUUGACUCGUGGGUUUCUAAGGAAUCGUCGUCAGCAUUAACGCAUAAAUGCCUGUGGGCUGUGCACAGAGCGUACAUCUGAAAUGUGGAGGAAGGCCUUUAUUUACUACAAUGUACAUACCAGUAUAUCAAGUUGAAAUCUCAUUUCAAGCUAAGUGCACACGUUGUGAGUUUAUGACAAGAUGCCCAAAGGGUGACGUGUUCUGACACCUGUUGUUGUGUGCGGGUCUACAAAGUGAUGGAGGGGUCUUCACGCCAAAAUCAUUGUUGUUACCAACUGAAUUUUCAAACAGUGCCAUAUGACUGGCCUUCUCCAUCCUCAGAUGUGAGAGUUUCGUGGUUAUCCUGCAGAAUUCACAGCAUGUGAGCUUAGCUUUUCACUUGUUGUUGUCGAGGGCAGCUUCGAACCACUGUGAUAUUCCACGAUAUAAAUGGUUGUUCCUUGGAGUAAGUGAAAGCAGCGAAUGUGUAGUCAUUGUGUUGAUAUUGUAAAUAAACAUUAAUGCU